CGCCCCAAUGUCAACUUUUUAUUAUGACUUUUCCUGUUCCCUGUCUUCAAAACCGAUAAUUUCUUAUUAAAAUAUGAAUUAGUAUGGAAUUAGUUCAAUAAUUCCAUUGUGUAGGUGCGGGAAAAGCCCUGUUUGUCCUGAUGGAUUGACCAGAAACCCGAUCAAUCACUGUUGACGACUAUGUGGAAGAAUCGCCUACAGCCCCCUUUGAGUAGUGUGUUUAGUUGGCAAAAUGGUUAAAACCAGCCCUAAAAGCAAGUAUUUACGCCGAUACCGAACGUGUUUUAUCAUAGGAAUAGUGAUUUUGUCGCUCCAACUGUUGUUGGUGGCCAAUUUCCUUGUUCAGAACAAGAACACUGAGGGCCCUGAGAACUGGGAGCCCUCAGAUAUUGACAAGGACUCAGGGUCGAAUAGCGAAGCCCUGAACUCUGCGAGGCGCAGCGACGAUGAGGAAACGAACCUGCUGGCGCCCCAAACGAAGCGGGCAGGCAAUGGGAGUAUUCAGCUGAAAGUCGAAGACUUGAGCUUCGAGUUGCCGUGCCAGAUGGGGGAGAAACAGGCCCUGAGUGCCCUGAAUCGAGCCAAAUCGCAGCGCUGCAAGCAGCUGAUUGCCAACAUAACUUGCCUGGCUUUGGAGAAUCAGCUUUAUCCGACUGAGCUGCGAUCAAGCUGCCCCAGUGAACAGUUCGCGGCUGGCAAGGAGAUGGGCUGUUUCAAAGACGAGAAGAACUUUCGGCUGUUGAAUGGCUACUUUGGGGUCAGCAAAACCGACAACUCGCCGAUCUACUGCAUGAAUUUGUGCCUGCAAUCCGGGUUUCCCUAUGCAGGGGUUCAGUAUGCGCAGGAGUGCUUUUGCGGCUCUGACGAGCCCCCCUCCGGUUCCAAGCUGCCGGACUCUUCAUGCAACAUCAAGUGUCCAGGGGAUGCACAUGCGACCUGCGGGGGGUACUAUACGAUGAACGUCUACCAGACUGGAAUCAAAAGGUUUGUGCCGCAAACUGCCAACGAGACGCUGCAAGCAGUCAAGCAACGGAAAAUCGCGUUUCUGCUCACAUUGAAUGGGAGGGCUUUGCGCCAAGUCCACAGGCUCCUCAAGCUGAUUUACCACAGGAAUCAUUACUACUACAUUCACGUGGAUGUGAGGCAAGAUUACCUUUACCGGGAGCUGCUGGCAUUGGAACGAUUCCCAAACAUUCGACUGACCCGUAAACGGUUUGCCACCAUAUGGGGUGGCGCCUCGCUGCUGGAAAUGCUGCGCGCCUGCAUGCUGCAGCUGCUGCAAAUGCCCGAUUGGUCCUGGGACUUCAUUCUCAACCUGAGCGAAUCGGAUUUUCCCGUGAAACCUCUUGGCAAACUGACGCAGUUCCUUAGCGCCAACGCGCAGCGUAAUUUUGUGAAAUCGCAUGGCCGCGAGGUGCAGCGAUUCAUCCAGAAGCAGGGUCUGGACAAGACGUUCGUGGAGUGCGAGUACCGGAUGUGGCGCGUUGGAAACCGGAAGCUGCCGUUGGGCAUCCAGAUUGAUGGUGGGAGCGACUGGGUGGCCUUAUCCAGGCCUUUUGUCCAGUACGUUGCCAAUCCGGAGCCCGAUGAAUUGGUUUCCGGGCUGUUGAAGGUGUUCCAACACACGCUGUUGCCAGCUGAGAGUUUCUUCCACACGGUGCUGAGGAAUUCGAAGUUUUGCCACACGUAUGUGGAUAACAACCUGCACGUGACCAAUUGGAAGCGCAAAUUGGGCUGCAAGUGCCAGUACAAACAUGUGGUGGACUGGUGCGGAUGCAGCCCCAACGACUUCACUCUUGACGAUUGGGCAAAGGUUCUCAAUACACAAUCACGCACGCCGUCCAAAGAGGUGGCCAACUUGAACUCCUACUGGCAAAACCUCUUCCACCAUCAGGACCUGGGAGUGGCUUUCGACGACAGUCUGAUGACUUUAGCGGAGAGCAUCGGCAGACGCUCGCUGAAGGCUCUGAGCAACAGCAGCGGCUCAUGCGACUUGUUUCUGAGCAGCCUGCAGCAGAUCAACAGCUUCCACUACAACGACCACUACAAGUACAGCCUGCUUCUGCUGGCCAGUGGCGUCGAAGUGGCAGUGAAGCCGAUUAAUAAGCUGUUUGUGAAACCCGGCCCGCUAGUGAAGCAUUUGGCCACUUUGCUGGUGAGCACCGAGUUCGAUCAGAAGGAGCAACUGAGCAGGAACUUUCUGCGCAAUCUGUCGCCAUAUUCUGAUCCGGUGUUGGUUUACAAGUUCAGCGCCUUGAAGGGGGCGAAACUGUACAACUUGACCUGCCUUUGGGUGGAUCCCAUUGGCGUGCUCAGGGAUGUUUCGCUGUUUUCUUUGGACGCAAACAACCUGGUUGGGCAUGUGAAGGCCGGCAUGAAGCAGCCGCAUUUGCCUGGAGUUUGGAAAGUAAAGCUCCUGCAUAAGGACUCACUUCUGGCUCAACUCUCAUUCCCCAUCUUGCCACUGCAGUUUUUGUCCGGAAGGCCCAUUAGUAGCAAUGAGGUUUCCGCGCUGCAUCUCAGCCUGGGCCAGUCGGCAGGCCCCAUUUGGCCCAAUUCCGAUUACGCCAAAUUCCUGCCCAUGGCGGCUCACCAGCAGACGCUACUGGAAAAGGCCAACAGAAACGCUCAGAGGCGCAACGCCAGCCUCCUGGCAUGGAUCGACAGUCUAGUGGGCGUUUUUUACGCGAUCGAACGCGUUUGUACCACAGCAGACAGUCCAGUGGGUGCCUGUGGGCUAAAAAUCGCACCUUGCAGGACUACGCAAUGGAGCAGCCUGGCUCCUGAUCCGAAAAGUGCCAUUGGCGACGUAAACGCCACCACCGGCAUGUUUGAUGUGUGGUGAUCAAUCUAGACAAUUCUAGUUACUAAAUCCUGAAUAGUUAUCGUUAUGAGCUGAUCGAGAUCUGCUCAGGCUCACCUCUACGCAAUAUUCGCUCAUCCUGGGCGAAAGCAAACUUAGCCAAUAAGUCUUGUGAUAAAAAUGGUGCUCAAUUCUAUGAUCUAAGUGUGAUGAUUGUAGCCGAGUCGGAGUUGAGGUCAUUUUCGAAUUUAUGAUGUUAACAACAUUCCACCGUGAUGCCAUUAAUCUGUUUAUUGCCAUGCCAUAGUUUUCGGUUCCUUAAUGAUUAUUAGUAUUAAGCGACCAAAGAGAGUGUAGAGUCAUUUUAGUUCCGUAAGGAUAUUUUUGUAUUCGAUACUCAAUUGAUUGGGCAAGGAGUGUGUAGUUUAAUCAAGAAAAAUCGAAGUUUCCUGAGAA
Molecule: messenger RNA, 3259 nt
Organism: Dendroctonus ponderosae (mountain pine beetle)
Lineage: Eukaryota; Metazoa; Arthropoda; Insecta; Coleoptera; Curculionidae
Product: xylosyltransferase oxt
Biological process (GO): chondroitin sulfate proteoglycan biosynthetic process; heparan sulfate proteoglycan biosynthetic process
Cellular component (GO): membrane
Molecular function (GO): protein xylosyltransferase activity
Source: RefSeq, a predicted model, not a curated record